Molecule: messenger RNA, 1113 nt
Organism: Vitis vinifera (wine grape)
Lineage: Eukaryota; Viridiplantae; Streptophyta; Magnoliopsida; Vitales; Vitaceae
Product: E3 ubiquitin-protein ligase SINAT3
Exons: 3
Coding region: 144-689 (181 amino acids)
Cellular component (GO): cytoplasm
Molecular function (GO): zinc ion binding; ubiquitin protein ligase activity
Source: RefSeq, a predicted model, not a curated record
UAUUCGUCUCUGGUUCUUCUAUAAAUAAGAACUGAAUCAGAAACAGUAACUAACACUAUUCAAGUAUUCAUCUCUGGAUCUUCUACAAAUAAGAACUGAGCGACACUCAGGAAUUGGGGCGUUGGUGAAUUCUCUGGCGGUGAAUGGGAAACUGCGUUGUUCCCGGAGAUCUUCACUCCCUAACCAUGUUCGAGGAGCUGGUCAAGUGCUCCGUUUGUUUUGAAUAUAUGAACCGUCCAAUUUAUCAGUGCCACAAUGGACACACACUCUGUUCAAGCUGUAAAGCAAGGGUACUCAACAAAUGUACCAGUUGUAGGCAGCAGCUUGGUGAUAUAAGGUGUCUAGCUCUGGAGAAGAUGACCGAAUCACUUCAACUGCAUUGUAAGUAUGAGGAGUUUGGAUGCCCUGAGAUCAUGCAUGAAGACUCGUGUAACUUCCGGCCAUACAGCUGCCCAUGGCCUGGAUUGCCGUGCUCUGCUGUUGGGGAUAUUCCAUUCCUUGUUUCUCACUUGACAGAUUAUCACAAGGCAGUCAUGUUCAAUGGCUGCGACUUCGAGCUUGAAUUUUUAAUUGAAGAUCUCCGUAAACACUCAGGCUGCAGAUGGUUAGCAAUUAUCAUCAAUUGUUAUGGCAAAUACUUCUGUGUUCAUACUGAAGCCUUCUUAUUUGCGUGGUAUUCCUCAGCCUGAUAGGCAACCAAGCAGAGGCCUGCAACUACAGCUACAGCCUGGAGAUAGGGGGAAAUGGGCGGAAGCUUACUUUUGAGGGCAUCCCACGAAGCAUUAGGGAGAGUGAGAGGAGGAGUUUGGAGAGUGCGGACAGCCUCAUUGUGCUGGGAAGCAUGGUACAUUCCUUAGGAGGGGAGACGAGAGAGCCAAAACUUGAAAUUACAGGUGGGAUAAGGAAAUCCCAGAUUCCAGUGUGUGCAUGUGUGGAUAAAACCGGUUGAUCGAUUGAUAUGAGAUUCUUCCCUCUGUAGUUUAUCUUUCUUUCCACUCUGUAAACAAAGACGAAGAAGACAUGAGCAGAACAUGAAUGAAUUGAUUGGGUAGAUUCGUGGAUUGAAUUAAUACAUCCAGUGAUACAUGAUAUAAAAAUUCUUGAUUUUACAAA